Molecule: messenger RNA, 3425 nt
Organism: Ruditapes philippinarum (Manila clam)
Lineage: Eukaryota; Metazoa; Mollusca; Bivalvia; Venerida; Veneridae
Product: U6 snRNA-associated Sm-like protein LSm8
Exons: 4
Coding region: 97-387 (96 amino acids)
Biological process (GO): mRNA splicing, via spliceosome
Cellular component (GO): precatalytic spliceosome; U6 snRNP; U4/U6 x U5 tri-snRNP complex
Molecular function (GO): RNA binding
Source: RefSeq, a predicted model, not a curated record
GAAAUAAAUAUUUGAUAUUCUCCCUUAGCGGCCGGUGUUGCAUUUCAUUUCUACCCUACAAAUUUGUGUCAGGUGUGUUGAAAGAAAAGAUUGAACAUGGCUUCAGCUUUAGAAUCGUAUGUUAACAAAACUGUAUCAAUUGUGACAGCAGAUGGAAGAAUUAUUGUAGGUAUGUUGAAAGGUUUUGAUCAGACUAUAAAUCUCAUAUUGGAUGAGAGUCAUGAACGUGUGUAUAGCAGCAGUGAAGGUGUCGAGCAUGUUAUCCUGGGACUGUACAUUGUCAGGGGAGAUAAUGUAGCUGUGAUCGGAGAGGUUGAUGAUGAGACAGACAGAUCGUUAGAUUUCACCAGUAUACGAGCUGAACCACUGACAUCUGUUGUACAUUGAUGUAUAUAUACUGUGUGUAGUGUGGACUGUAAAUAUACAUGAUGUACAUAGUGCAAUGUUCAUUAACAUUUUAGAUGUACAUACUGCAGCCUCAAUUGUUACACCACAAUACCAACAUGAUCUCAAACUGUCAGAAGUUAUGUUGUCACGAAAAUGGAAAUGAACUAGAGGAAUUUAUGGUUAAAAAAUUGUUAACGUGUUGAUACUAAUUAAUGGUUCAUUACAGACAUUAAUGCAUGAUAUAUUUUAAACUUAACUCUUUAACUUGUAAGCAGGUAUGCCAAUCAUUUAUAGGCUAACAAGACAGAUGUACUGGCUUCCUAGCACUUUCUGGCCCCUAGCAUUUUUUAUGGUCCUAUAUAGUCUACUUUUACCAGUAGGGCAUCUAUGUUAAUUCAUCAAAUCAGAGAGACAUUUGUUUUCUAUGCAAUACAGCAGUGAAAAUAGUACAUCAAUUUAUUAUAAUGUUUGGAAGUUUUGUCUGUUGUUGAAAGUUACCUUAGAGAACUUGCAACAUUUAAAAGUAAGGAACACUUGGAGAAAUUCUAGUGGAAUACCUAUGCACAAUAAAUGAAACCCUGUUCCGUUAAUCAGUAGUUUUGGACAAUAUUUUGCAGAUGACACAGAAAAAGGUUGGGAUGUUCUAUUUCUUUGAUGAAAUGAUCUUAAUAUUUCUUACUGGUACUGAAUUAUAUUUAAAAUAAAAAAGGUCCAAAGAACAGCUAUGUAAUUUUGAACAUUCAGACCUAUAUUCUUAUUAAAAAGUAAAGUGAAAGAGCAGCAUUGAAAACAUGUUUAUGCAGGACAGGUUCCUGGCUUUGAUGUAUCAAAGUUUUGCACUCAUCCGUAGACAGAUUUUUAUUUUAUUUUGUUAAAAGGUGCCAUUUGGGGCCAGAAACUGCUAGCAAAUCAGUAUGCGUAUUUUUUCCCCCAUCAAAAUUACAUUGUAAAGUUACUGUAUUAUACAUAUAGUGACAAAAACAACAACAUCAUACAAUGACAGGUCAAGCAGAUGAAUGUUUAAAAUGAGAAUAGAAUUUGUGAAAUGUGCUUUAGUACAAUUGAUACUUACAAAUGUAUACUUACAAAUUCUUGACAUAAAUUUACUAAACUGGAUGAAAAUGAUAUUUUUACAGUGAAGGUUUACAGUUAUACUGAGAGUCUAUAGUAGAUAUAAAAACAGAUACUGUCUUGACUAUAAGUAAACAAAUUAAAGUGAUUAAGUAAGUUAAGUAAUUGAAGUAUUGUCUUAUAUUGUUGUAUAGAUUAGGAUAUUUUUGUUGUAAGAUAUAAGAUUUAAUAAAUGAGCCGCGCCCAUGACAAAACCAACAUAAUGCAUUUGCGACCAGCAUGGAUCCAGACCAGCCUUCACAUCCACGCAGUCUGAUCAGGAACCAUGCUGUUUGCUUACAAACAAGUAGAAAAACAAAUGGUGAACAGCAUGGAUCCUGAUCAGACUGUGCUAACGGCAUGUUAUCGGUAUUAAACAUUUAAGAUUAUUUAAGUUUAUAUAAUUAAUUGAUUUCUUAAAGAAGUAUAAAAAAAAAGUUGGGCCGUUUUUAUAUGGAUUUUUUUAAUCGUUUUUGUUUUGUUUUUGAUAGAAUUUCGGGUUCCUUUGGUUAUUGCUACUGACCUAAUUAAUCGGGAUAAAAAUAAACUUGAACUGAUGACGCUUACGGUAGUGUUUUUUUCUAAUCAAAUAUACCGUUCAACUGUUUCAGGGUAAAUUGAAAACAACAACAGUAAAAAUCAUCUUUAUUUUCGAAUGGUAAUCUAAAGAAUUAAAUUAAAUAUAAAAUGAGAUUGCACUUGCAUUUAUGUACACCAGCUAGACACUGACAUGGAGUUACGUGAUAAUUCUCUCUCGGAGUCAUGCGCUUUUAUUUUCGUCUCAAAGUCACUCUCAUGACACGUUUCUAACUCGGAGUCACUCGUUUUUAUGGACAAAUAUUCUCGCGGAGUUUCGAGUGUUUUCCUCGAUUCUCCGAGGAUUUUGCAUAUUCCUCGUUAUCUGUACUGUACGUUGGUUUUGUAAUGGCUGACUCAAAUAUGUAUUGUGUUUAAAUGCUUACACUAUAUUAUAAAGUCAGAUUUCUCACAUGAUGCCACAUGUUUUCCAUAUAACUAUUGUGUGUUUCUUUAUAAUACACACUUGUCAUCAGUGACUAAGUAGUUAAAUCAUCGACUUGAGACCAUUUGCCCAUCAUCGCUGUGGGUAUGAGUCUCUCCAGGAACUUCAAUAUUAUCCUUACCUAUUAAACAAUAUAAGCCAAUUCCUUAAAAACUUACUUAAUUGCUUCAUAUAAAGAAGCUAUGCUGUUAGCUAACAGAACGGUGUUGGUACUAAUCAAGUGCCUGCCUGUGCCAGAAAUAAUGCACAAAGGAGCACCAGAGGUCUUUAUAAACAUGUAUUUUGCUUAUCACAUUUUCAUACCUGUUUCACCAAAUGCUAUGAUAAAAUGAAAUAAUCUUGGUGUAUUAAAAAUGUAAAACUUUAGUCAAUUAUCAGGAUGACAUUCUAAAAAUGUAUCUUAAUAAGUCAUUCAAAUUUAUGGUUGAUCAUUUGAUGAAUGUUUUGUUCCUUAUAAAAGUAUAGCAUAUUAAAUGAUAACAACAAGAUCAAAAUUUAAAAGGAACUCAAUGGUAGAAGUUGCUUACUUGCAUUUCAUAUAUAGGUUUUCUAUAACAUUUUUGAUAUUAAGUAUUUUCCUUAUGUUCUUAUGUUAUGAUAACAUUUAAGAAAAUCAUAUCCAUGUACCAUCUGGUUUGUUAGGUUUUGUGAGGGUUACUUCCCUUUGAUUGCAUCAAAAGUUCAUCUAAUGUUUUGAACUCUUUUAAAGAAAAGAUAUCAGCGAAGCAAGGAAUCUUUAUCAACCUUUCUUUUUGUAGACAUGUCUCAGUUUUCUUAUUUUAAUUUCCAAGUGAAAGUAUUUGUUUGAUGCCAUACUGUAUUGAUGUAAUAAUAAAUCUUAUGUUACAUUUUGAAGAAAACAUUUCAUUUUAGAAUAUUUGUAAAUAUAAUCAUUUUUACAUAACAA